AUGAAUAACCAGGUCAUGAUGCAACCGCAUUAUACUUUACCUGGGGUAAUGCACUACCUACAGACAGAAUUCACAAGAAAUGAACGGGAUAGAAUUGCAUGGGAGUUGGAGCGCUCGGAAAUGAAAGCUAGGAUAGCGCUAUUGGAGGGCGAGAAUAAAGAUCUACAGUAUCAGUUAGUGAAGUUGAAAUCCCCUUCUUACAAAGACAAAGAAUGUUCAUUGGAAUUGGCCAAUGAGGAGAAUAAUGUUGAUUUGACACAACUGAUGAAGUCCAAGAUGGCAGUCCAAGAUAAUGUGAAGGAGAUUAUAUAUCUUUUCAAGAGUCCUAACAUCACAACACAAUUACGAUCGUUAAAUGAUAAGCAGGAAUCUGUCCAUGACUUGGAAAAAAUGAAUCUGAAUCAACCAAUUGCACAACAUGAUAUGAUUGAUAGCGAUGGAGUAGUGGAAGCUCCUAGUAGUAUGCAUCAAACGGAAGCUUUGCAGGAGGUCAUGGAUGAUAGAUCUCUUGUACCUCCAGAAGAUACGCACUCGGAUGCAGCUACCGUUAUCGCGAACACAGAGACUAAUAAUGAUUCAUGCGGUGGCGUUAGGCCACGCAGGUUAUCCUCUCUAUUCGCCCGUGAUAAGGCCGCUUCACAAGGAUCAAUGUCAAACGAGGAUCAUACGGCACAUGUUGGCGGCAACGACGAAGCAAGAAAAGCCUCUAGCCUCUUUAAAAGUGAUAGUCAUCAAAUUAUAAAAAUGAAGGCUUCACAUAACCAUGUUAUCACAUUUUCCAAAGAUGGUCACUUAUCUUUAUGGUACAUUGAUAACAAUUUCAAUUGUGCAGAUUCUCCCUUGAAAAAAUUUGAAGGUAUAUCAUUGUCGCUACUGGAUAUCUACUGGCUAGACACGAAUAAAUUUCUGAUAUUAGAUGAUGAGGGUAUCAAAUUGUUUACGUCGGAAAGUGAGAAACCAGUCUCACAAUUGAAAAUAUUUGAUAACAAGAAAACAAGAGAUUCAAAAACCAACCAAAUUGAAUUCUCAGAUAUAGUAUGUCAUGCAUUCAAAAAAAAUGCGGUUUUGCUUGUCACCGAAAGAAAAAUACAUGUAAUAGAAAUAUCAAUUCAAGUUAAUGGUUUUACUCCAGCUAUCAUCGAAAGCAAAAGGUUUUUGAUACCUUUGCAAAAAAUUCCUCUAGCAGCAGAAUUUGGUAUGACCGAAAAAUCAUUGCUUGUUUUGCAUGCUGACCCGUAUGAGGUGGUUAUUUACAACUGCCAAGGUAAAGUUCUUCAAACGAUUAGUCUGAGCAGCUCACUUUCCAAAACUUCGGAUAAUGAUUAUAAGCCAGUUCUGCAUUUGGAUAAGAAAAGCUCCAAGAUGUUGAUUGAAUAUCAGAAAUCAAUAUUGGUUUAUUCAUUUGAUCAGAAAAAGAUCGUUGUAAAAUACGUUCUCAACACUCGGCCAGCAAAUAUAGUAUAUAGGCCAGCCAACGACAAGGUUAUCAUUUCAUAUGAAAAUGGCUGCAUUGAAGUAAGAAAGCUAGGUGACUUAGACACCAUCAUUGAAACUUACCCAACACCUGGUGAAUCGAUUUCUUCAAAUGAUAAAAUUGUCGCUAUCGAUAGCACCACUGUUAAUUCGACCACUGUUAUCGUCAUAAAUGGUACCAGUGGCGGUAUUAGGACGAUAGCAUUAACAGAUCCUAAUAGCUAA
Zygotorulaspora mrakii is the source of this 1698-nucleotide messenger RNA. RefSeq names its product Far8p (gene FAR8). The record is from RefSeq and is a predicted model, not a curated record. NCBI's taxonomy places the organism in Eukaryota, Fungi, Ascomycota, Saccharomycetes, Saccharomycetales, Saccharomycetaceae. The transcript has a single exon. Bases 1 to 1698 code for a protein of 565 amino acids. Gene Ontology annotation, molecular function: protein binding.